UUCUUUGAUACGCUCCCCGCGGUCAGUGUUGCGCUCCUGCUGUAUGGAGAACUUCCGCAGUGCCUUGAGACGACAGACGAGCACCGGCGUCGAUAAACGUCAGGCCGUGGCGAAGGGCCACGCCCUCAAGAUACCACGAGCACUUUGGGCAAAGAUCUCCAUGCGCACGCCUUUGCACCCACAAGUCGGAUCACAAGACCGGACGAGGUGUUCCAUCUGCUGCCCCACGAUGCGUGUGUCCUAUAAGAAGGGCCUUGGACUGCUCGUGAUCAGCAGUUUCCUGCUGGUCGUGCUGUUAAAUAGCCGGAGUCCAGGAAGCGGCUUAGGAGUUGACCUACGGCCUGGAAGGAUCAAUGAAUUGGAGACUACCAUCAUGGAGCAACUUCAAGACCGCUUGAAUGACUAUCAUGACAUUUCCUAUCACAUAAAAGAGGAUGUAGCAUGUCGAUUGGCAAGAAAUACGUGUUUCUGUGUGGCUGAUAAGGAGACGUUUCAGCUGCCUUUCUCCAAUCUGUUCUUCCCGCGCGUAAAGGCUCAUAACCCAGGCCUGAAAUUUUUACAAUCCCAUCCUGACCCCGAGGGUGUGAAGCAGAGCCGAGCUCGAGAAUACAGCGGUGUUCAAAUGAGGUCCUCCAGUCCUGCAGAUGUGCUGAUUGUAAAUGAGGCUAACAGUCCUCUUCAGUUUCCCUCCCAGGGUGUGGCAGUGCGGCCCCUCGGCACAAUCCUCAUACCAGGUUUGGGUCUUAUUGAGGAAGCAACAUCAAACCAUACGGUAUAUUUGACUGCCACACUGGGGACUUUUGAUGUCGCUGCCACAGUGGAGAGGGUCUCGAUUAAAGGAGAAGGAAAGCCUCACAUGAUCGUCUCAAGCGCUUUUCUCUCCGCCCUGAACAGGCAGUUGCAGUUUAUCACCUAUACAAACACUGUGUUUCAUCCCAGGACCGCAGACACAGUUGAGUUUGCAACUCAAGGUCACAGCUCAUUUUUCACCAUAAAAAUUGGACAUCCCGCCGUCCCACGACUUUACAACUCAGGCUAUCCAAAAGAGACCAACAUUAGCGCUCUUGUUACCAUUGUGACCAAGACCUUUCUACGUUAUGACAAACUCCAAGAUCUCAUUGACAGCAUACGGCAAUAUUAUCCAACUGUCACCAUUGUGAUAGCAGAUGAUAAUGAGCAUCCUCAGCAAGUAACCGGACCCCAUAUUGAGCAAUUCAUUAUGCCAUUCAAAAAAGGUUGGUUUGCUGGGCGAAAUUUGGCAGUGUCUCAGGUGACCACCAAAUAUGUGCUUUGGGUGGACGAUGACUUCAUCUUCAAAGCAGACACCAAGUUAGAGAAGAUGGUGGACAUUCUUGAGAGGACCAGUCUGGAUCUGGUUGGGGGUGCGGUUCGAGAGGCAACAGGUUGGACUUCAACCUUCCGUCACACCAUUUCAGUGGAAACGGGGGGAGAAGAUGGCGACUGUAUACAUAUUCGGCGCGGCUACCAUCAUGCCAUUAAGGGAUUUCCCAAUUGUGUGGUCACCGAUGCUGUUAUCAACUUCUUCAUGGGGAGAACUGACAAAGUACAGCAGGUGGGCUUUAACCCCCGCCUGGCUCGCCACGGCCAUCUGGAGUUCUUCAUUGACGGGCUGGGUUCUCUUCACAUCGGCUCCUGCAAUGACGUGGUUAUAAACCACGCGUCAAAGAUUAAACUGCCGUGGAGUGGAACAAAAUCUGAAAAGGCCUAUAAAAAAUUUCGAUACGCUCAAGAAAGUGACCUUCAUGAUGAAACCUUUUACUUCACAAACAGGUUCAAAUGCAUGACCUCGCAUUCAUGACGUCUGCCCUCCCUUUUCAUGCUAAUUGCAAUGUGAUUAUGUUUGUAUUUAUGUAUUUAUUGUUGUCUCUGCCAAAUCAUGUGGAGGUUUUUUUUUUGGUAUUACAACAAUGUUAAUGUCCCGUUUGUCCUCUUGAACAUCACCUAUGGGAGGGAAAAUGCAUCCUUUAAGUUAAUUCAAGACAUUUGUGUGCAGUGAAAGAAAUGGUGUGUUGAAUUUACUCUUAUUGUAUUUUAUCAAGUGGUUGCAUUCACAGAAUCACCUGGAUUCAGAUACAUUGUUUUUAGUAGGUGUACAGUAUAAUCCACUUAAAAAUUGGACCCAGAUGACUUUGCUGAACGCAACCACUUGACAAAAUUAACUGAGUCAAUUCAACAUAAAAAAAAAUUUCAUCUUGGUUUUGACUCCUGAUCUGAGUUCCACAGGGUGGCCUUACCACUGACUAUUGUGCCACCUUGUGGUUGAUAUUUGUGGCGCAUGAGCUACAUAGUAUUACGUAAGCACACGCGCACGCGCGCGCAAGUACACACACACACACACACACACAUUACAUUGGUAUAUUGAUUGCACUUGAUUAAACUGUGAUAUAUCGAUGUCAUCUCCCUGCACAUUCCUCUAAAUAAAUUAUAUGCGUUAGUUUAACAUGCUUGAUGGUUACGCCUAUUCGGCAGCAUGCGUGGAUCAGCGCUCAUUUUCGUGGGGAGGAAUGUCGGCACUAUUUGACUGUCAUCGUUUUACAGCCUUGUGGGGGGUUUUGCACCUGUAAUGGCCAGCAUUUUUCACAGCCCCGUUUUGUUUAGCGGAGGUGUUGGUGCUGUUGAACAAUCUUCCUUGGUGCGGCUGGAUGGAUGGCUUGUCGGAGCUGAGGAUGAGGGGAGAGGAGCGUUGGCGUGAAGCGUGGAUUUCCACCUGAGAGUUGGAAUUGGAAUUGAAGCGGAUUUACAUGGGACAGGAGGGAAAAAAAAUCUUCAAUAUUUCGUCAAUGGACAGCUUCUUGUUGACUUUGAAACUUAGCUCGUAGCAGGCAUGUGCACAUUUGGAGCAUGACGUCUCUGCUCCAGUGGUUAAAGGACACUUUGAUUUUCUACUCUUUCAUCGAGAACUGCUUCAAACAACAAGGCUGGAAUAUUAUGAUUGCAUGACCGCCCGUGUUUUAUGUGGUGUGUUAUAUUACCGUAUUAUUUUAUGUUAACUGUUCUGUAAAUUGCUUUUUUUAUAGCUGCAGGUGAGGUGAAAGCGCUAGAUCAGGGGUCAGCAACACGCGGCUCCAGAUCUUUAGCGACAUCUAGUGGCUCCCUGGAGCUUUAUAAAACAUGUUUGAAAAUGGAAAAAGAUUUUGAUAUUCGGCUGUAUAGCUCAAAUAGAUGUAGAUACAUAUUGCAGCUCCGAAAAAGGAGAGCUGCGGUGUUGGUGUUUUAAAACGUACACUUUAUUUGUGCUUUUAACAGCCUCCACAAACACACACAUCUGCGUCCAACUCCGUGCCUUCUCUCUUCCUGUUCGACUCGAGAGGCGUUCAAAGACAGCCUCCGAAAAACGGAAAUUAAUGAUCACUUCAUUGACAAUAAGAAAAGUGAAAAUAAUUCACCAAAAAAAAAAUCAAGCGAGGAAAUCACAAAAUAAAUUCUAUGGGGGCAUUUGUGAACACACAACAAAGGAAUGAAUAACAAACCAUUUGGAGACAGUCCAGUCUCCUACAUACAUAGAGUAUGUGUUUCCUUCAUUGUAAAUUUUAUAGAAGGCUUUAAUUUUUUUGCGGCUCCAAACACAUUUUUGUUGUUGUUGUUUUUUUUGUCCUAUAUGGCUCUUUCGACAUUUUGGGUUGCCAGCCCCUGCGCUAGAUAAAUGAAUAUGUAUUUUGCUAGAUGUGCAACUUGAAAAUCAAGUGUACUUUUAUUUUUGGGUGGAGUGGAGCUUCGAAAGUCAAACGCAAUCUGCUGUUUUUCAACAUUAGCUUUGAUGGAGUUCAGUUCUAAUUUAAAAGUGGCAAUGUCACAAAAAUCAAGUAACUACACAGGUGAAAUUUAAGUCACAUUUUACAUUCUAACCAAUCAUAAAAAUAUUAAAAGAAAUGAACUGUCAUUUAAUGUGUCUACCUUACAUAAAAUCAAACCAAAAUGAGAGAAAAUUACAAAGACAGCUUUGUUGGUGAUACACGUCAGCCUCUUUGUUCAUAAUAUGCAAUGAUUUAGUAAGAAGACACUGUUGAAAAAGAUUCAAAUAACAUGUUUUGUUAGAUUUAAUGCAUAACAUGGAUUAGUGCACACUUUAAAAAUUGUUUCAUCACUUUAUCACUGUGUAUCCUAUUUAGUAGAAAAUGUGUAAGAAAUGCUUUCUUAUACAGCACUAAGUCACAAAUAACUAAAAAUAA
Messenger RNA from Hippocampus zosterae (dwarf seahorse), 4190 nucleotides. It is a transcript of the gene b4galnt1a, whose product is annotated as beta-1,4-N-acetyl-galactosaminyl transferase 1a. The record is from RefSeq and is a predicted model, not a curated record. The transcript is spliced from 11 exons. NCBI's taxonomy places the organism in Eukaryota, Metazoa, Chordata, Actinopteri, Syngnathiformes, Syngnathidae. Bases 44 to 1819 code for a protein of 591 amino acids. Gene Ontology annotation, biological process: ganglioside biosynthetic process.